GUGUCAUCAUGUUACACUCAGUGGUCUUUUUGAACGUCAUGUGACCUCUGACCUCUCAUCAUGAUGAAUAACUCAGAGCUUGUUCUUCAGCUGCAUGGCCUCAAUGACUCUCUUGCCAACCGCCACAUGUACUUUGUGCUUAGUCUGACCGUGUACAUGUUCACCAUCUUUGUGAACGUGAUUCUCAUCGCCACUGUGUGCAUGGAGAAGAUGCUACAUGAGCCCAUCUACAUUUUUCUGUGUAACCUAUGUUUCAAUGGGAUUUGUGGUGCAUCCAGCUUCUACCCAAAGCUGUUGCAGGACCUUCUCGCCGACUCGCACAUAAUCACGUACACGGGCUGCCUCACGCAGAUAUUUGCCGUGUACUGUUACGUCUUCUGUGAGUUCACCAGCCUCACCGUCAUGGCGUACGACCGCUACGUGGCCAUCUGCAGGCCACUGCAGUACCACAUACUCAUGACGCCACAGAGGGUAGCACAGAUGCUGCUGCUCACGUGGUGCUUCUCGAUGCUGGAGACUGUGGUUGGGGUGAUACUGACCGCCAGGCUGCCUCUCUGUGGACAACACGUGCGCAAACUCUACUGCACCAACUGGGAGGUGGUGAAGCUGUCGUGCAAUGCGGACAUCGCCAUCAACAACGUGUACGGCUUUGUGCUCAUGUUCUCACACCUGUUGCAGACCAUACUCAUCCUGCUCUCUUACAUGCACUUGGUCCGCGCGUCGCUGCGCUCACACUCGGACCGCAGGAAGUUUAUGCAGACUUGUCUGCCCCACCUCAUCACGCUGCUCAUCUUCACAUUGUCACUAAUGUUUGACAACCUGUACUCGCGCUACGGCAGCGUUCAUGAGCUGAUGCUGCGGAACCUGAUGUCUGCAGAGUUCCUGGUGGUCCCACCGCUUGUCAACCCCAUCAUUUAUGGUAUCAACUUGCAGCACAUCCGCUCCGGGAUCCUGCACAACCUAGGCCUCAGACCGAAGGCCUUGCUAACACACACCUGAGCAGAGUCACACCACAGUCAGAGAGGAAUUAAAACAUUCAGCAGCCUCCACUCUGAAUACUUUAUGUAGAAAUUAUGUCAAUAGAUGAAAGAGCAGGAACAAAUAAUAAUCAGGAAUAACAAACCAAUUUGACUUUUUAAGAAACUGCUUAAUCUGAUCUAUUUUGACAACAGACAUUUUAUAUAAAAAGUUGUUAUUCGAGGAUAAACUUUUGUUUGUGGGAUAUAUCUGGUUGUCCAGAUCUUUAAUUUCAGCAGUUUAAUAAUGUGAUAUUCUGAACAAGUUUAAUACCUGCUUUAAUCUUCUGGUGUUAAAAUGUGAAUAAUUACUCCUGGAUUCUGUUUUUUACUGUGGUUUCUCUAAAAAGAAGUACAGUUAAAUACUGUGAACAAUUCUCUGUUCCAAAUGUUAUACCAUGAUAGAAUAAACUUAGCUCUCUUCCUCUAAAUAUCCUCUAUUCCUCCUCCUAUUAUGUCAAGGAAGUGACUUUCAAAAUCAUCCAUUAAUUGUAUCCCUCACUGGUUUUUUUUAUGCUGACAUUUUAUGUGGACACUCAUGUGAUUCCUAUCAGACCUAGAUUGUGAUGUUUGCUUUUGUCCCCUUUGAUAAAAAACAAAACAAAGCAAUACUUCAUAAUUAACGUGGCUGUUAUUCAACAAACCACAUGUUCAAAAAUCCAAAUAUAGUAACGAUAAAUCAUUAGCUUUUAUUGAAACUUAAUUGUAAUGAAGUAAUUCGACACCCCCAAAAUAGAAAAGUGAUCCGAACCCUUGUGCUGUACAUUUUUAUGAUUAUUAUUAGUCUAUGAUCGUAUAUAUUUGGUUUGUUUU
This is a messenger RNA of Solea senegalensis (Senegalese sole), 1829 nucleotides long. RefSeq names its product olfactory receptor 6N1-like. NCBI's taxonomy places the organism in Eukaryota, Metazoa, Chordata, Actinopteri, Pleuronectiformes, Soleidae. Gene Ontology annotation, cellular component: membrane. The transcript has 2 exons. Gene Ontology annotation, molecular function: G protein-coupled receptor activity; olfactory receptor activity. Bases 61 to 999 code for a protein of 312 amino acids. Gene Ontology annotation, biological process: G protein-coupled receptor signaling pathway. The record is from RefSeq and is a predicted model, not a curated record.